Messenger RNA from Melanaphis sacchari, 3669 nucleotides. RefSeq names its product dual specificity protein phosphatase CDC14C (gene cdc14). NCBI's taxonomy places the organism in Eukaryota, Metazoa, Arthropoda, Insecta, Hemiptera, Aphididae. Gene Ontology annotation, molecular function: protein serine/threonine phosphatase activity; protein tyrosine/serine/threonine phosphatase activity. The coding region runs from base 485 to 2335 and encodes 616 amino acids. The record is from RefSeq and is a predicted model, not a curated record. The transcript has 12 exons. Gene Ontology annotation, cellular component: centrosome; mitotic spindle; spindle pole. Gene Ontology annotation, biological process: microtubule cytoskeleton organization; regulation of exit from mitosis; dephosphorylation.
GUUCUCGUACGGGAAUGUAAUACGUAGUCCGCUAUCUAGUUGUUUUAUAUGUCUAUGGUUUUUACAUUUAAUACAUCUAAAAUAAAGAUUUACAGGAGCGAUUACUACGUGAAGAAAUAUUUGAGAAAACGCUUCAGUAUUGUCGAGCAGUGGAAGCAGCAAAGCAUAAGAGAAAAUAACUUGAACAGUCAAUGGAACCAGAUAAAGUUUGACAAAUGGAAAAUAACUCAAAAUAAUACAAAUUAUAGAAUCUGGAAGGCACACCUACAUUAAUAGGAGUAAGUAGGUGGACAUAUAACCGACCAGAAAGUAGUAUAUUAUUAGUGUAGGUGUUUUAAUCAUAAUUUGUUAUGUGUGGGCUUUCAUUGUAUUAGCAGUGUAGGAUGGACGGUGGAACAUUAAACAUCUUCAGCGCUUGUAUUGUAGCUACUAGCUAUACAUUGAUAUCACUCGGUUGAAAGGAAAAAAAGAAACUAUUUUGAAAAUGUCAGUUGAAUUCAACAAUCUUAUGGUUAGUAAUAAUGCUAAUAAAUUGGAAGUUGCCGAAUUGUCUGAAUUGAUUGAAAAUCGCCUAUAUUUCAUGGUAUUAUCUAAUCAUAAGGAUCCAACAACGCUUCAAACUUUCAAGGAUUGGAAAAAUUCGUUGAAGGACAAAGAUGUAUUUUAUUUGAAUGUUGAUGACAAUUUGGUGUAUGAUGGUUUUUAUAGUGACUUUGGUCCUUUAAAUUUAGCAAUGAUAUAUCGUUAUAUUGGUAUAGUACGAGACAAGCUUCAAGUUUAUAAAAGAGUUAUUCACUGUGCUCAUAUUGGUGAUCAAAAGAAAAGGUCAAAUGCUGCUUUUCUUAUGUGUGCAUAUUUGAUAAUUGAACAUAAUUGGACGGCAAAUCAAACAUAUAAUAUAGUAUCACAAAAAUAUAAAUAUAAAUAUUUACCAUUUAGGGAUGCAUCGUGCUUGCUGCAGUCAGAAUAUUCAGUUUCAGUAGAAGAAUGUGUUAAUGCUUUAUAUAAAGCUAAAUGGUAUGGGUUUUUUGAUAUGAGUGACUUUGAUUUGGAUGAAUAUGAAAAAUAUGAAACUGUGAAGUAUGGUGAUAUCAAUUGGAUUGUACCUGCUACUUUAUUGGCAUUUUCAUCACCACAUGCUCGAGAUUUUAUUGAUAAAUCUGGUUAUCAGAUACAUUCCCCAGCUUAUUAUUACUCGUAUUUUAAAGAAAAUAAUGUCAAGCAUGUAGUCAGAUUAAACAGUAAAAAGACUUAUGAUGCUAAAAGUACCUUUGUAGCAGUAGCUAAUAUUCAACAUACAGAUUUGGUUUUUACCGAUGGUACACCUCCUUCAGAUUCUAUACUCAAAGUUUUUCUGCGUCUCUGUGAGCAAUAUAUUGAUGAUAAUAUUGACCAUAUAAAUAAUGAAAAAAGUGAAGCAAAUGAUAUUAUUCCAAAUACAACUAUAAAUAGUGAAGAUAAUACAGCUAAAUAUAUAGGUGCUGUGGCUGUCCACUGCAAAGCUGGAUUGGGAAGAACUGGUUGUUUAGUGGCUUCAUAUAUUGUGAAGCAUUGGUCAUUUACAGCAGUUGAAGCUAUUGCAUGGACUCGUAUAUGUAGACCUGGAUCAGUAAUUGGUGCACAGCAACAAUGGCUAAUUGAUAAAGAAGAAUAUCUUACAUUACUGGGUAGACAAUGGCGAGAAAAAAGAAAAAAUGCUGUUAACAAAUAUAAACGCUUUAUUCAUGGAAUAUAUAGUGCUAAACGGCAUACUUCUAAUGCUAAUGCAUAUGAGUAUGUAGAUCCGCCUCCUCAUUCACACAUUAGUAAUGAAGAACAGUUCACCAGCAAUAGUAGUGGUAAUAGUGAAAUAUGUAAAGAAUCUGAAGAGUACAAACAAAGCAGAUUAUCUUCUGUCUUAAAAAAUAAAUUGAAGACAAAUAAUCAUGCACUUCCUGAUGUCCAAAAAGAUAUAUACGUACCAAACUUAAGACAGAAGAGAUCUGCCUCAAAAAUCGAGGACUCUAAGCCUAAAAGUACGUUUUCAGCAUUAAAAAAUAUUCGUAGAGUUACAAAUGCGUCUAUUGGAAUAAGUAUGAACAAUUUAGUGAAAAAAAAUAAUAAUACACCAACAAUGCCUACCACAAGAAGUAAUUUAAAGGCUUCAAUAAUUGGAAAAAAAAAUGCAAAACCAACAACUGUAUGUAAAAGUAGCACAAAAUCAACAAAAACUCUUACAUCAGAAACUGUUACAAAAAUUACGGACGAAACAAAACCAUCUUAUGCAUCAGCUACUGUGGCAUCAUCUGCACGUGUGUCAAGACGUCUUCGUAAUCAAAGCUGCAUUACUAAAUAAAAUUAUGAAUACAUUCAUAAUUCAGAGUGCAUGCAAUUAAUGAAUAAUGAUAAUUUUUUUAUGGAUAAAAGCAUCACAUGCAUUAAAGACUUAGUUCUUAGAAUCAUAUUAAAAUUAAUGGAUAGAUUUUCAGUAGUUUAAUCUGGAGAAUGUUGGGAAAUUUCAUCAUGAGUUUGAUAUUGAUUUACAGUGAUUGGCGCUUAUUUGAAUUAGAUAUAAAUGCAUUAUGUUAUAUUUUGCGUAGUAUUAUAAGAGUACUAAAAAAUAGACAUGAAUUAAGUUCACAUUUUUUUAUUGACUGAUAGGAAUUUUUGGAAAACGUCCCCCUAGACAAAUUCAAAUUUGAUAAAAAUAUUAUUUAUUUUUUCGCAACAAUUUUUUAUUGAAACUUGUGAAUGUAUAAUUUUUAAGAGGUCAAAUACAUUCUUUAUUUUGGAUUUAUACGAGAACGGCUUAUACUUGGACAAAUAGUAAAUCAUUAUUGGAAUGUUUAGGUUAAAUUCUUUAUAUCACAUAUCGUUUGGACGAAUUAAUUCAUAUAAUUUAGGUGAGAUUAAUAUGGAUACCUACUUAAUGUGUUUAAUACAUUGUCUAGACGAAUUUGUAUAUAUUGCAUGGCUGAAUUAUGCAUGAAAACCUAACAUGUCUAAUACAUUUUCCAUUUUUAGAGAAUGAAGUCUCUCUGUUAGUUUUAACAACUAAGUUAAAAAUAUUUCAGCAUAAUUUUUUUAAGUAUUGCUUUCAUAUGCCAUCAUUUAUUUAAAUUAUUUUGCCAAAACUUGAAAUAUUAUAAAAAGCCAAGGUACUAAUACAGGUCAUGUUCUUACCUUAAAGUUUUAUAAUAUUAUGUAUAAAGUUUGAUUAAUUUACUCUAUUAUAAAAGUUAAUAACAUAAAUUUGGUUCUGCUAAAUUAAAAUAUAUUAAUGAUAUAAGUUGGUCAAGAGCAACAAAACUAAUAGUAUGCUGAUAUUUCCUUCAAUUAAAAUUCGUUGUCUGAACUAUUAAUUUAUUUUUUGCCAAAUUAUGUAUACUUUACUCUAGUAAAUUUUGAGUUAUUCUUCCAUAUGAAUUAUGUCCGUGUAUACUACUAAAUAAUUAUCCACAAGCUACGAGAUAUGCCUACACAUUUUCAUGUACAUGCCAUUAUUGAUUUUAUUAUGUACAAUAAUAUAUUCUUAGUCAGCGUUUCUUAAACUUUUUUAUCCGUGAAACUCUUUGAUAUCUUUUAUCGUGGAACCCUUACUUUUAUUUUUAGCUUUUUAGUUUUUUUAGGAUUAUUUUCAAUAAAAAUUGUAAUUAUUACAUUUAAUAACAACGUAUUAAAGAUACUUGA